Molecule: messenger RNA, 3736 nt
Organism: Astrephomene gubernaculifera
Lineage: Eukaryota; Viridiplantae; Chlorophyta; Chlorophyceae; Chlamydomonadales; Astrephomenaceae
Source: the annotation of a GenBank genome assembly
CGCAAACGCAACUAGAACGAUGCCCCUCUCAUAAUACAUAUCACUUACACGAGCUAGCACUUGCCGAUUUACAACGCAAUUUUUGACAAUUUUGACAUUCAUCGACUACGCUCCAAGUUCGCGGACAAGUUCCUUCAUCCUCGGACGCACCGGCAAGACGAUUAAGAAGAAUAAGGUAAGUCUGGGGGUUUAUGCGUUAGCAGCCGGCGAAGCAAGCCCUCGCGCGGACCUCAGGGUCCGAUUCGUGGACCGCGCGAAGUGUAGUUUGGGUUAGCUGGUCAGGGUCUCUUGCGAGCUUACCUGGUUAUUAAAAUGGAUUGCUAGCCAGAAAGGGGCGAAGGGCAGGGCCUUGCUUCACAGACCGCCAUUGGGGGAGCUGCGAAGCGUUGACCAAUCUCCUUGCGUGAGCCGGGCCCUUUCCUGAGUCUGUAGGAAUGAAGCCGAAGAGCAGAAUUUGCCCGGCUAUGCCUUAGACCAACGCUGCAGAUCCGCCCCCCCUUCCAGCCUAAGGGUCCUUUAUCCAACCUCGACGCCGCCUUCGCCGAAGACCGCAGCUCGCAAGAGGCCCACUAGCGGUGGGCCUAAGUAUGCUGGCUAGCAGAGACGGGGUAGAAGCGAGAGCGCUGAGGCUUCAGCGCUGCAGGGCACCGAAGCAACCUAGUCGGGGUAAGGGCCCAAGCAUGCAGAAUGGGACACCCCUCGCGGCGCCACCUAGCUACCUAGUGGAUAACGAGUAGGAUGCUACCGUGUACAGAGUCGACCCCCUCUUGCCUUUAGCGUGCCCGGAGGCUGCCUCCGGGACUGCCACGCUGCCUGCCGCUACCUAUUAGCGUGCCCGGAGGCUGCCUCCGGGACUGCCACGCUGCCUGCCACUACCUAUUAGCAUGCCCGGAGGCUGCCUCCGGGACUGCCACGCUGCCUGCCACUACCUAUUAGCGUGCCCAGAGGCUGCCUCCGGGACUGCCACGCUGCCUGCCACUACCUAUUAGCGUGCCCGGAGGCUGCCUCCGGGACUGCCACGCUGCCUGCCACUACCUAUUAGCGUGCCCAGAGGCUGCCUCCGGGACUGCCACGCUGCCUGCCACUACCUAUUAGCGUGCCCGGAGGCUGCCUCCGGGACUGCCACGCUGCCUGCCACUACCUAUUAGCAUGCCCAGAGGCUGCCUCCGGGACUGCCACGCUGCCUGCCACUACCUAUUAGCGUGCCCGGAGGCUGCCUCCGGGACUGCCACGCUGCCUGCCACUACCUAUUAGCGUGCCCGGAGGCUGCCUCCGGGACUGCCACGCUGCCUGCCACUACCUAUUAGCGUGCCCGAAGUCGGCAUCUGUACCGCUGCGCCACCUGCCAUUGCCCAUAGCGUGCCCGGAGGCUGCCUCCGGACCUCAACGCCGCCUGAGGCUGCCUCGUGUGCACGGAGGCUGCCUUGCAUGCCUGGAUGCUGCCCCUGCACUGCCAUGUCCUGCCACUGCCUUGCGCGCCUAGAGUCGCCCUCCGCAUCCCUACGCCGCCUGCCAUUGCUUUUGUGCGGCUCGAGUCGCCCUCCUCACCCCCACGCCGCCUGCCAACGCCUAUGAUGAGCCCGGAGGCUGCCUCCUGGACUGCUAUGCCGCCUGCCGUUGCCUUGUGUGCCCGGAGGCUGCCUCCGGGACCGCCGCGCCGCCUGCUGCAGUCUUGCGCGCCUAGAGUCGGCCUCCGCACCUCCACGCUGCCUGCCAUUGCCUAUACCGUGCCCAGAGUCUGCCUCCGCACCUCCACGCUGCCUGCCAUUGCCUAUACCGUGCCCAGAGUCGGCCUCCGCACCUCCACGCUGCCUGCCAUUGCCUAUAGUGAGCCCGGAGGCUGCCUCCACACCUCCACGCUGCCUGCCAUUGCCUAUAGUGAGCCCGGAGGCUGCCUCCAGGACCGCCACGCCGCCCCAUCCGCAUCGCCUGCUGUAGAUAAUGACGCGGGCCAUGAGCGCCCAGAGGGCAUCGGAUGCCCAGCUACCCCCCUCCCCCGGAGCUCGCCGUGCUGCCCCGCUGAAGCAACCACGCCAGCCACCACCGCCACCUUACCGCCCCAGCCAGUCAGCGCCCUGCAGCGGGCACCACCACAGCCCGCCACGCACCACCCACGUGACUUGGGAAGAGCCGACCUUCGCCGACUAACCGCCGCCACGGGCUUGCCUACUCACAGCACCACCCGCACCCUUCCUGCCGCCGCGCACCAAGCCGCCCAGCCCACCUACCCCUUCAGCCGCUACGCAGCAGAGGGCCCCCACGCAGUCAGAAGCGCCGCCAGCACCAUACCCUCGCCUCGUCAAAUCCCAGGGUCCCCUCCCCCUUCCUUAACAGCCUAUAUGCGCGCUACCCCAGCCAGGCAGCCGAGCCAGACUGCCACCCACACAUCACAACUGAGCAUCUCCGCUUCGGCACCGUGCUCCGCACGACGUCGACGCCACUGGUUACCACCGGGAGCCGACAUCCCAUUCCCGAGCCUACGCCAGCUUACGGCCCCGUUGCGAUUGCCCCACGAGGUCUGGGGCAGCACGCAACUGCGCGCACAUGUCCGCGGCAAAUAGCAGAAAGGCAGGCAGCGAUGCGCAACAUGCAUGCCCCUCCGCCGCCUGUUAAAGUGCAGCUGGCGGGGGGUGUAGGGUGGCCAGGAGAGAAUGCAACCCGCACCGCCAUCUCCUGCACCGCUCCCGCCUGGCGUGCCGCCACCUUCGCCAGAGCCGCCCAGCCCCGCACCCCCAUCUCCUGCACCGUUCCCGCCUGGCGUGCCGCCUCCCUCGCCUGCUCCUCCUAGCCCCGCACCGCCAUCGCCUGCACCACUCCCGCCUGGCGUGCCGCCACCUUCGCCAGAGCCGCCCAGCCCCGCACCGCCAUCGCCUGCACCACUCCCGCCUGGCGUGCCGCCACCUUCGCCAGAGCCGCCCAGCCCCGCACCGCCAUCGCCUGCACCACUCCCGCCUGGCGUGCCGCCACCUUCGCCAGAGCCGCCCAGCCCCGCACCGCCAUCUCCUAAACCGCUCCCGCCGGGCGUGCCGCCACCCUCGCCGAAGCCGCCCAGCCCCGCACCGCCAUCUCCUUCACCACUCCCGCCUGGCGUGCCGCCUCCUUCGCCGGAGCCGCCCAGCCCCGUAGGGAAUGGCGGCCUUGCGGAUAGCGUAGGCGGCAGGCAGGCCGUUGUGGAUGCGAGUAGCUGUUAGCCAGCGGUGGGAUAGCUGCGACAGGAGCACGAACGUUACACAGCCUAUAGUGCAGGUACCCGAUAGCGCAGGUAGACGAUAGCGCAGGUAGACGAUAACGCAUGUAGCCGCUAAUGCUUGGUUAGUGGUAGCGCUAAGCGUCCGCUAGACGUGUUCGCUAGCAUGUAGCCGUGAGUCAAGGUAGUCGAGGCAGAUGGGCAAUCACGGGCCAGUAGGUGCCAACAACGGCGGGCGACAUACUGGCUAUGCAAGGGGGCUCCCACUGAGCGAAAGGCUUAGCGGGAUAGGCUGGUAUUGGGUGGCUGGGUACCCGGCUCGUACGGUAGAGGCGCCUUCAGGCUUGUGUCCCCCCGCAUCACUUGACGGCUGACGGUCUGUGUCAGGCGGCAUCACCCGUUGUAGGAGGCUAUGUUCGAGGCCAGUCGCAGCGAACUUAGGUCGAGGCAGGAGUAACCAGUGGCGAAGAAGCCGAACCGCCCCUCAACCCGCAUGACACGGAUUGGCCACAGGAGCCGAAUGGCUGGGAUUCCUUUAAGCUUGAGGAC